AUUUAGGGUGGUAUCCAUUAAUAAAACCAGCGCAUUUAGGGUGAAAUCCAUUAAUAAAAAGAAGAAGAGCUGCAAAAAGAAUACUGGAUCACCAAACUGAAGCUAUCCUCAUCAAUAAUUCAUCAUCCUCAUCCCGAGCUUAUACUUAUCUAUGCACUAGUUCAAAAUCACACCAUUGAUUUUUCCUACUGGUCUCUGCCCCUGCUUCUAAAUCCGUCCCCAGAUGCAUCUAAAAAGCCUCUGUUUCAUACUCCCGGCGGAUGAGUCUGCAGAGCCGGUCGACCACGACAAGGUCUACAAGAAAGCAGCCGCCGGAAAAACAGGGCAACCAGAUUCCCCACGCAGAGGAUGCGGUGGACAAGCUAUUGACUUCGUCAAACAUUCCCUCCAGAGAUUCUUGGCCGCCAAGAAGCAGUUUUCCGGGCAGUUUCACGACAUAGAUGGCGUCCAGAUGGUUGACAACAAAGUGGGUACCGACAACCCAAGAAUCUUCAGCUAUUCCGAGCUGUUUGUUGGGUCAAACGGGUUCUCCGAAGAUCAAGUGUUGGGAAGCGGCGGGUUUGGAAGAGUCUACAGAGCGGUUUUGCCCAGUGAUGGAACAGAGGUGGCCGUGAAGUGUUGCCUAGCAGAGAAAGGAGAGAAAUUUGACAAGACGUUCGCGGCGGAGCUUGCGGCGGUGGCUCAUCUCCGUCACCGGAAUCUUGUUAAGCUUCGGGGAUGGUGCGUUCAUGACGAUCAGCUCUUACUUGUAUAUGAAUACAUGCCCAAUCGCAGUCUUGACAGAGUACUGUUCAGAAAAAUGGAGAAUCUUUUGGAUUGGGAGAGAAGAAAGAAGAUCGUUCGUGGCUUAGCCGCAGCACUCUUCUAUCUCCAUGAACAGUUAGAGACUCAGAUAAUCCACAGAGACGUCAAAGCCAGUAAUGUAAUGCUCGAUUCCAGUUUCAACGCCCGUCUGGGCGAUUUCGGCCUCGCCAGGUGGCUAGAACACUCCCAAACCAGAACCCCAUCUUUCCAAAACCACCGUUUCCGGUUAGCUGAGACCACGAAAAUCGGAGGAACCAUCGGAUACUUACCGCCGGAGAGCUUCCAGCGGCGAGGAGCCAUAGCCACCGCGAAAUCUGACGUGUUCAGCUUCGGAAUAGUGGCGCUCGAGGUGGCGUCGGGUAGACGAGCGGUGGAUCUCAGCUUCCCAGACGAUCAUAUCGUUCUCCUAGAUUGGAUCCGACGGCUCUCCGACGAGGGAAUGGUUUUGCUCGCCGGCGACGGCCGGCUGAUGGAUGGUUCUUAUAAGCUCGUCGAAAUGGAGAGAUUGAUUCAAAUUGGGCUUCUGUGCACACUUAAUGAGCCCCAUUCAAGGCCCAACAUGAAAUGGGUCCAGGAAGCACUCUAUGGAGAAACUUAUGGGAAAUUACCAAACCCGCCCUCCUUCAGAUCUCACCCUCUCUACAUCUCAUUCUCUUCGUCUUCCUCAUCAUCCUCUAGCUCAGAAAAUUUCUUUUCUGCUUCAGAAACAGUGUAUUAUUCUGCAGAAUCGGAGCAUUCGACCAUUUUAAAGAGAAAUCGCUAUGACGGAGGUUUCCCGGUGGUCGAUACUCCGAGAGAAUUUACCUGGAAGGAGAUCAUCCAAGCGACGAAGGAUUUCUCGGAUUGGCGAAGAGUUGCAGAGGUUGAUUUUGGGACAGCUUACAAAGGCUUCAUCGACGGCGAACAGAAGAUCCUGGUGAAGAGGUUGGGGAUGAAGACAUGUCCUGCUUUAAGAAUGAGGUUCUCUAACGAGCUUCAGAAUCUAGGACGGCUCCGACAUAGAAAUCUCGUGCAGCUCCGUGGAUGGUGCACGGAGCAGGGGGAGAUGCUGGUUGUCUAUGACUAUUCUGCUAACCGUCUUCUCAGUCACCUCCUUUUCCAUCACAAGCCUUCUACCGAGAGGCACACCCUGCUCAGGUGGCAUCACAGGUACAACAUAGUCAAGUCGCUUGCAUCCGCGAUUCGAUAUCUCCAUGAAGAAUGGGAAGAGCAAGUGAUCCACAGGUGCAUCACAUCCUCAGCCAUCAUCCUUGAUCCAGACAUGAACCCUCGGCUUGGCUCCUUCUCUCUUGCUGAAUUCUUAUCCAGGAACGAGCACAGUCACCAUGUUGUGGUUGAUAAAAACAAGUCGGUCCGUGGGAUCUUCGGGUACAUGUCCCCAGAGUAUAUGGAGUCUGGCGAAGCAACUACUAUGGCAGAUGUUUAUAGCUUCGGUGUAGUUCUAUUGGAAGUUAUCAGUGGUCAAACAGCAGUGGAUUUCCGCAGGCCUGAAGUUCUCUUGGUCCACAAACUCCAUAGAUUUGAACUAGAGAGGAGGCCGUACAAUGAGCUGGCAGAUCGGCGGUUGGAUGGAGAGAUUAAUAAGCGGGAGUUGAUUCGAACUGUCAGAUUAGGAAUAGCGUGUACUCGGUCAGAUCCCACACAACGCCCAAGCAUGAGGCAGAUUCUAAGCAUACUAGAUGGACAUGAUCAAUGGUUUGUGGAGAAUGGAAUGAUGAAGGAGAGAAGGGAAGAGUGGAGAAAAAGAAAUGCUCAUUCUCUUUCACAUGUUAGAAGGAUACAAGCUCUUGGCAUAUAUUGAUCUAAGGUAGAGUGCAAAGCUGUUCUCUCCCAAGUAAAGAAACUUUAUGCGGUACAUUUUGUUGAUUUUGUCAUAAGGAGACCAGAUAGUACACUUUUUUGUGUAUCCUUUUACCCAAAGCAAAGAUAUGGGCGGAUUGGCGUGAGCCCGGCUCCCCCAACUUUCUCUAACUAUAACUAUGUAGUAUAUAUAUAGUGCAGAUAUUUGUAUAGACCUGAUGUAUGAAUAUUCAUCCUUGUCUCUUCAUGUAUUAUACUUUAUGAUUCCCAGCAUUUUGCCCCACCA
Molecule: messenger RNA, 2890 nt
Organism: Cuscuta europaea
Lineage: Eukaryota; Viridiplantae; Streptophyta; Magnoliopsida; Solanales; Convolvulaceae
Source: the annotation of a GenBank genome assembly